AGGGAAACCCGCGCGAGCAUGCGUACAGAACCCGGCGUAGCUGACGCGCCAAUGCGCGUGCGUUUAUAACCGAGCUAACGUUAGAGGCACCUGCGCAAUUCAAAAAGCAUCGCGAGGGCUCUCGUUUGCAAGGCCGGCUGGCUUUGUUUGCAAACAAACUCCAGCCUGAGGUGCUGCCCAUUUUCUCUGCUGGCUCCUGCUCUUGUCCGUUCCAGCAUUGAGCAUGGUAAAGAAGAAUACUAUCCCUGAUGGCUGGAGGAAUGUAUCACCAGUUGGACAACCUAUACCAGGAACUCGAUUCAUUGCUUUUAAAGUACCCUUAAAAAGGGCAAUCAAUAAUCGACUUCCACUACCUCAAAAGUUUACACCAAAAGAUCUCAUUGCUGCUGUGAAAGCUUUCAAUAAGGAGCUUGGUUUAAUCAUUGAUUUAACAUAUACAACAAGAUACUAUAAUACUAAGGAAUUGCCCAGAAAUACGGAGUAUAAGAAACUUUUUACUGUAGGCCUUGAAGUCCCAGAUGAUCCUACUAUUCUACUGUUUAAAAAAUGGGUCAGAAAAUUUCUAUGGGAUAAUGCAGACAAUGAGAAACUAAUUGGAGUACACUGUACUAAUGGAAUCAAUAGAACAGGUUACCUUAUAUGCAGAUAUCUUAUUGAUGUUGAAGGUUGGGAUCCAGAAACAGCAAUCCAAGCUUUUGGAGAAGCACGUGGUCACCAUAUGGAUGGUCCUAUAUAUCUGACAGAUCUUAAAACUCAGCCAAUGAGAAGCAACCUGGGGAUGAAUAUGUGGGAUGCUGAUGGAGAUAUUGUGCCACCGCCAGAUGAUAUAGACGAACGUAUGGAUCGAUUUCCAAAUGAAGAAUAUUCUAGGCCUGGUAAAAGACUAAGGGUUUAUGAUGAUGGCCCCAAUGACUUACCGGAACAGAUCCGAUUGAGAGAGUUUGAUUUUAUUAAUAAGGGUCCUGGGAAACGUCGAAAACCAUAUCAUGAUCACCAGUUUCAUGAUGACAUGCAGCCACCACUGCCACAAAUAAGACGAAGGCAUUUUGCUGACCAUCAGUUUCAUGAUGACUGCCAAGAAGAAAUGAAGAUUAAAGAUUUAAAGUUUAGUACAAGAGAACCAGGGCACAGAUUUCAACCUUUUGAAGACCAUCAGCUUGAUGAUGACUUUCGAGGAAAUGUAUCAGGGAGAGACAUUAAUAUGAACCGUAAACAAAGGCAUAGACGUUUUGCUGACACUCCUUCUUAUAAGCAUAGACCGACAGAUAGCCAGCUCAAUAGAGGCCGAGAAGGAAGACGAAGACCAGUUUACAAUCGACAGUCUAGAGAUAAUUUUCAGUCACUCCUGCAGGACAAAAAUCAGUCAUUCCUGAACAAGAGACCUGUGGAAAAACUAAGACUGUUUCAGAAUUGUCCUGUUCGUGAUGAUGUCCACUCACCAGUGGGAGAUUUUGAGUAUGUGACUAGGGGAUGUGGACAAAGAAUGGUACCUUUCCUUGACCAGCAGCAUCACAGUGAAUUACAAAGAAAAUUGUCAUUAGAAGAUUUUGAUGAUGAAGAUUAUGAUAGAAGAAGUAGACCAUUCCUUGAUAAUCAGUCAUACUGUGAUUUUAGUGAGAAGUCUCAGCUGAAAGAUUUCCAAAACAGGGGACCUGAACAAAGGCUGAAUUCUUUUAAUGAUCAUUCAACUCACAUUAACGAGCCACACGGGGAAUAUUCUGAAAGAAACUAUCGUUUUCCUUCUCAUGAGUACUACGCAGAAUCUCCCUUACUUCAGAGAGAUUAUGGCUCUGAUAAAGAUAAUUAUAGUGGAACUUGCAGAUCUGAUUGCCCUGACGAUUACAGGAAAAUCCAUCCUUUGGAGGUAAUUAACAGAGGAGGAAAAGCUAGAUUUGCUCCAUAUUCUUCUUACCCAACCCUUCACUCUUCAUCUUCACAUCAGGAACUGAGUUCAAUCUCAUUGCACAGUGGAAGGGAACAUCAGUAUGAAAUUAAGAGAGAAAUGAGGCAGGGGAAAAGAUUACCAGUUGUAACAAUUGAUUAUAAUUAUGGCUUGCCUUUAGACUAUGCUUCUGAAGAGGAAGACAGAGCUCGUUAUGUUUCACGUGCAAUAGAGCACUACAUUUUGAAUUGAAUUGGAUGUGUACUUGCAUGCAUUAUUUUAUAAACAUCUUCCUGCAUAUUGACCAAAUUACUUCUAAAGUUAAAAAAAAGCUUCGUUAUCAUUCAACAUCUGUUGAAUGAAAAAUCUGUUACAAGUCUAGUUCUGUUUUUUCACGUUUAAAUGAUAAAUAAUUGGUGAAAACAAUGCCUUUUAUGUAAAAUCAAACUAAGUUCUCUCACUCAUGAGAUUGAACAACGAUAACCAUGAACAACUGCAAAUGGUUCUCCUGUUUUCCUCAACAUGACAUGUUUCAGCUAAAAUGUAAUAAAACAAUUGGAUUACUGAUUUUGAUAGAAUGUUACUCUAAAGUUGGCUUUGAAAAGAAACAAAAAUAUAUAAAGAUAAAAAAAAUCAGUUCUAGUAAUGUGGCUUAUUCUUUUGAUAAUCUAGAUUUUUCAAUAUUUCUUUUGGAAAAUGUGCAUGUAAAUAUUGUUUCAGAAAAAAACCUGUCACACUAGAAAAAACAAUAAACUUGAGAUUUGUGUUCA
Molecule: messenger RNA, 2652 nt
Organism: Pantherophis guttatus
Lineage: Eukaryota; Metazoa; Chordata; Lepidosauria; Squamata; Colubridae
Biological process (GO): dephosphorylation
Molecular function (GO): polynucleotide 5'-phosphatase activity
Source: RefSeq, a predicted model, not a curated record